Molecule: messenger RNA, 1383 nt
Organism: Alternaria hordeiaustralica
Lineage: Eukaryota; Fungi; Ascomycota; Dothideomycetes; Pleosporales; Pleosporaceae
Exons: 2
Coding region: 1-1383 (460 amino acids)
Source: RefSeq, a predicted model, not a curated record
AUGGGUCAGAUCUACAGUGGUGCUGUCUCAGUUGCCAUUUGGAUAGGGCCAGAGUACGAGCAGAGUGCCUUGGCUCUACAACUACUUCGGAAGGUAGCCGAAAGCUCAGUUGAUCCGCAAUACAUCAGGUCCACCCGUAACCCAGACUCUCUGGCGCUCCUGAACCUAUUCAAGCGAGAUUACUGGAAACGAUUGUGGGUCGUACAAGAGGUCCUUCUCGGACAAGAGAAAUUGGUAUAUUGCGCACAUUCGGUGUUUCCUUGGGAAGUAUACUUGAGGGCCGCGGAAAUUUUCUGGGACCAAGAGAGCGAUCCGCAUAUCCGCCAAGGGCCAACAAGCUUCCCCCACCGCGAAACUUUGAAGCAACUUGGAGACGAGUCGCUACUACAGGUGAUGCGAACAUGCAGGAAGAAGUUAAGCGAAAAUCCACGUGACAAGGUUUUCGGCGUCCUCGGUUUGCUUUCGGACGCUACACAACGUGAUUUUCCUGUCGACUACAGCCAGUCAGUCAAGACAGUCUACACAGACGUUGUCGAUCACCUGAUCUCGACCACCGAUAAGCUCGACGUCAUUCGCGAAGCGAUACAAUUUCCUCUGCACGUCAACUCUACUGGCCUUCCAAGUUGGUGUCCUGACUGGUCUCAUAUCCCUGAGGUAUCUGGUCUAGGGAGCACGCUCAAUUUUGCAGCCUCUAGCAACGCGAACGGCGCAACCAAGGCCCAGUAUUGGUUUCACGACGAACGGCGAAAGCUCCAGAUUUCCGCAAUCAGUAUUGAUACAAUCACAGCAACAGGUGUCGCGGUGGGCACAUUCUGCGCUGCUCGAGACUAUCUAGCGGCGUUUCUACAAUGGCGCGCGAUGCUGCUGCACGAGCUCAAGGUGAAAGAGGGCGAUGACGCGCACCCAAUGCACAGCUCUUUCUGCAGGACCCUGUGUCUGGGACAGGUACCGCCAGACUGGAGUCAGUCAAAUAUGUGGCACAACCUCUGCUACCACGUCUUCGCAGCUCUGAUACGCGAAAGAAUGCCUCGCUUACCGAUGGACGAAGAUCUCAAGCGCCAUGUGGGUACGACAGGGCUCAUCGAGCCCAAGGCACGGCGCACUUUCCUGCAAGACCAUUUCGGCAACCGUAUGAUGGGACGAAGCCUGUGUAUUACAACAGGCGGCUUGAUUGGUAUGGGUUCGGGCUACAUGACAGCGAAGGAUGUUGUUGUCGUUCCGUUUGGUUGCUCCACGCCCAUUCUGCUCCGUCCAGAGGGCGGUCACAACGAGUAUAGGUACGUGGGUGACGUCUAUAUCGAUGGGUACAUGCACGGCGAAGCCCUGGCUCAAAUGGAAGCAAGGGAUCCAAGGAGAGUGGUUUCUAAGUACAUGCUCUGUUGA